AUGAUUUUUACCUCCCUGCAAUUGUUUUCCAUUUGCUUUUUGGAUUAUAGCCUCUUCUGGAUGCUGGCCACCAUGUCGUACUAUGGCCAUCAGAAGUCCGGACUAGAAGUGCCUGCCUAUACAGAUCUGAAGAUCAAAGGUGGAGGGUUUUUGGUUGAAAUAAUGCGAGGGAUAUCCAAGGGGUUUCGGCCCCUCACUCAGAAAACCGUCUUGGAAACGAGUGAAUGUUUGCCUCAGCCUGUAGAACCGAACCAUUACAGAUAUGCUGAGAUAUUGGGACUCUGUCUAUUCGCCUGGCUGGUCCUGCUGACGGAGCCGUAUUUCCUGCGCCUACGUCAUGUGAUUAUGCGUUGCUUCUACCCGGAGCGAGACCAUGAGAGGGCCAUGUAUCUGCACAACAAGAUCUUGACUGAGCAAAUAAGCGUAUUCAAGUUGGCCCGUCGCCAGAUCCGCGCUGCCUUAAUGUACCAGGAUCGAAAAGGGCACAUCAGCUCGUUCAGGGGCAAUCUGAAUCGAUGCUGCUGUUGUGCCUGUCUGGUUGGUGCCAUGAGUAGUGAUAUCUGCAUCAUUUGCGCCAAGUCCUUAAGCUCUUCCACCCGCAUAAAUUGCGACUCACUAGGACGCAAAGGUGUCUUCUGCCCGAGGUGUUUCAGCGAAUCCAACAACAAAUGCUGCCUGUGUCAUCGCCCAAUAGAUUAUGGCGAUUUAAGUGAUUUCUCUGUAGUUCAGGACUCAUCUGAUGAUCCUGAUGCACAAUCGUUUACGCAGAAGCAAGCUAGGUUGGAUUGCAAUGGAUAUCGCAAGAAAAGAAUCAAUAUUUAA
This is a messenger RNA of Drosophila persimilis, 822 nucleotides long. Its product is annotated as DC-STAMP domain-containing protein 2. NCBI's taxonomy places the organism in Eukaryota, Metazoa, Arthropoda, Insecta, Diptera, Drosophilidae. The transcript has 4 exons. Bases 1 to 822 code for a protein of 273 amino acids. Gene Ontology annotation, cellular component: membrane. The record is from RefSeq and is a predicted model, not a curated record.